This is a messenger RNA of Strongylocentrotus purpuratus (purple sea urchin), 4056 nucleotides long. Its product is annotated as trichohyalin-like. Gene Ontology annotation, biological process: signal transduction. Lineage: Eukaryota; Metazoa; Echinodermata; Echinoidea; Camarodonta; Strongylocentrotidae. The record is from RefSeq and is a predicted model, not a curated record. The transcript is spliced from 7 exons. The coding region runs from base 226 to 3024 and encodes 932 amino acids.
AAAAGCCGUAAGCCUUGAUUGAAGGUAAGCUUGAAAAGUUGUAUCGUAAACAAGGAUUUCAGAACGAGAAGUUAGGCGUGGCAAAAGUACCCCAAAAUUGACUAUUUGCAGACGGAAAUCAUCUUAAUCGUGCCACUGCUGCCUAAAGAAGCACUCCUCACCAUUAUGGAUCUUCCCCGAUGACAUCACAAUGGCCUCAUAAAUAGACAGCGCCCUCUACCAGCCAUGGUGGAGCUAAAGGUCUGGGUGGACGGGUUCCCGCGAGUGGUGUGCGGGAUCAACGAGUUCACGACCUGCCAGGAAGUAGUCGUUGCUCUGGCUCAAUCGACGGGUCAGGUCGGGCGCUUCAACCUCUUCGAGAAAUCUCCAAAGACUGAGCGUAUCCUGCACCCGCAGGAGAGCCCUUAUCGUGCCUUAGAGAAAUGGGGUCCCAUGUCCAAGAACGUCCGCUACUACCUCCAACGGAAAGGAACAACACCGUUUAGUCAGACACCGCACAGCAGUAGGCCGUCCUCCGUGACGAGCCUCAACCUGUCAAGUCCUGACGAACGCUUCAUGACCUUGGCUGAUUUCAGUGUUGACGGUGAUGAUGACUAUUUGAGAGUUGCGGCGUAUCAGGGGUCGACGAGUGGGGGCGGGAAGCACGGUGCCUUCCAAAGACUAGAGCUAGAAAGGCACGCCCAGCUGAGGAAGGAGGAAGAAGAAAGGAGGAUGCAGGACGAGGAGAAGAAUAGGGAGAUGGAGAGAGAUCAAGGUGUUGAGAAGAUGAAGGAAAUUGAAAGGGAGAGAUUUAUGGACCAUAAUAGAGAGAUAGGACGGCAGCAUGCAUUAGCCAUCGAGAAGGAACAACAAAGAAAGAGGGAGAGGUGGAAGGAGGAGGCGAAGGUGAGAGGGGUGGAGGAGGGGGUGAAGAUAAGGGAAAUUGAACGUUUGAAAGAUGCAGAGAAACAAAGAGAACUUGAACAACAGAGACAACAGUACCUGAGAGAGCAGGAAGAAAAGGAACGUAAGAUUCGACAUUUGGAGGAGAUGAUGAGAGAAAAGGAUAGGCAGAAGGAGGAUGAGAAGAAGAAUGAACUUGAGAGAUUGCAAGAGAGGCAAAGAGAAGAACAGAGGGCUAAGGAGGAGGAGAUAGCACAAUUGAAAGAAGAGGCGAAGAGGAAAGAGUUGGAACGUCAGAAGGAAGAAGAGAAGAGGAAAGAAGCAGAGAAGAAAAAAGAGGCGGAAAGAAUAGCAGCCUUGGAGCGAGAGAAGGAAUGGGAAGCAGAGAGGAAUAGGUUACAAAGAGAAGCAAAAGCUUUUGAAGAACAGAAGAAGAUGGAAGAAGGAAAGAGAAAGGAAUUGGAAAAGCAGAGAGAGGAGGAUAGGCAAAGAGAAGUGCAGAAGGAAGAGGAGCGAAAGCUAGAGAUAGAAAGAGUUCGGAGAGAAACUGAGAUAAGGGAAGAGGAGCGUAUAGCGGAGCACGAGAUUGCACGUCAAAUAGAAAUACAGAAGCAGAGAGAUAUAGCAAGAGAAAAGAGGAAAAUAGAAGAGGUAUUAAGGAAAAAAGAGAUUGAGCAUCAAAAAGCACUCCAAAGACAUAAAGAUGAAGAACUUAAAAGAGAAAAGUUAAGACUUCAGGAAGCGGAGUGGGAGAAAGUCAGGAUGGCAGAGAAGGAGAGACAGACGGUGGUACAAAGGCAGAAGGAGGAGCGCGAGAAUGAACUACAAAAACAGGAGGAGAUAGAAAAGGAGAAAAAGAGACUUGAAGAAGAAUUAAAGAAGAGAGAGAAUGAAAGGCUCAAGGCCUUGGAACUUGAGAAGGCUAGGUUAGCGGAGGUCGCCAGGAGAACGGAGGAAGAGCGACUGAAGGAGAUCGAGAGACAGAAGGAGUUGGAGAUUCUAAGGGCGGAGGAGCUGCAGAAGAAAGAGAAGGCAAGAAGGGAGCGCAUCGAGAUGGAGAAGGUCAAAAUUUUGGAGGCCAGAAGACAGAAAGAAGUCGCCAGGAAAAAAGACGAAGAUCAGAAGCGACAGAAGGAGAAGGAGAAGAUCAACGAGCUGAACCAGAUCGUUAGCGUGCAACAGGAGCGGAUUGAGACGCAGAUAUCACAACUCACCAACAUCGAGGAGGCCUGUCUGUCCCUUCAGAUGUUUGAGCUUGAUCCGGAGUUUGACCAGAUCGAGGAUAAGAUCAUCGAGUUUGAGCAGGCGGUCAAGAAGAACAGGAGCGCUCUCAAGGAGAUGGAAUUCUGGGAGAACGAGCUGGAGAUCGAGCAGCAGCUGUGCGAGAGACUCAUGAAGGAGGUGAAAACAUUGAAGGCGAAGGUACACGAAUGUCAGAAACAGACGGAGGUCAAACAAGCGGAGAUAGAGGAGAUAGAUGAAAGGAUACAGAAGGAGGAAGAGAGGAUCGAAAGAGAGGGAGACGAGCAAGCAAAACAAGAUCUUCAUGCUGUCCAAGUUGAACUGACAGUGUUCCAGAAGGAGCUCGAAGGCUACGCAGACAGUCUCCAAGAAGUCAACGAGGACAUCCAGGAAGUGGAGAGGCUGCUAGAGAAGAAGCAAAAGGAGAUUAAGAAGCUCGACAAGGAGAUUAAGGAAGAAGAAGAGAGGAAAAGACAGGAAGAAGAAAGAGAGAGAGAAGAAGAAGAGAGGAAGAGAGCCGAAGAAGAAAGGAAAUUUGAAAGGAAGAGAACAGAAGAACAACGAAAAAAGAGAGCGAAGGAAGAAAGGAGGAAAUUGGAAGAAGAAAGGAGAGUGGAGGAAGAACGAAAGAAAGAAGAAAUGAAGAAGGCAGAAGAAGAACAAAAGAGAGCAGAGGAUGAGAGGAAGGAAGAGGAGAACAAGGUAGCUGAAGAAAAGAGAAAGGAGGCGGCUCAGAAGGAGAAAGAGGAUCGAGAGAAGGAUGGAGAGAAGAAGAAACUUGGAGAACUCAUCAAAAAUCCAUCUCCUGGAAACAAUCCUGCGCGUAAGAUGCUCAAAAGCCCUAGAGACCUCUUCAAGCAAGCACCGAGCUCGGACAACCCUGAAGGCGUCUUCGUUUAAAGCCCCUCUGCACUACUUAUAGCUACUUGCGCCCUCUAUAUAGCAAACAAUGCCUAAUCGGUGCCUGUUGGUCCCCCAUUAUCCUCUUUUUCUUACGGUCAUUGAGAGCUGAUUUGAUGAGAUAACCACCUGUCAGUGACCUUGCAGGGCGGUCUAAUCCCCCUGGCCAAACUAGUGCAGACUGGCUUUAAACACCCCUGCUAUCAGAAUGGAACGACCCACCUUUUGUAGGAUGCUUCCAGCUCAUUUGGCUAGAUGACACCCCCAUUAUUAGAAUGGAUUGAUCCGUCUGUCGUAGGUUGCCCUCAGCUCAUUUGGUUAGAUGGCACCCCUAUUAUCAGAAUGGAACAACCCACCUUUUUGUAGGAUGCUUCCAGCUCAUCUGGCUAGAUGACACGCCUAUUAUUAGAAUGGAUUGAUCCACCUGUUGCAAGAUGCUUCCAGCUCAUUUGGCUAGAUAACACCCCUAUUAUCAGAAUGGAUUGAUCCACCUGUUGCAGGUUGCUUCCAGCCUAUUGGUUAGAUAGUAGUGGUGGUUAUUUUACCUGACUGCUAAGAUGACACCCCUAUUAUCAGAAUGGACCUUUCCUCCCGUAAUCAGGUCAAUAUAAGGGGGUCCAUACUGUUUUGGUGUCGGCUUUAAUUUGUAUCUAAUCAGGAAAAAAGAAUGUUCAUUCCACACAGAAAUGAGCCUUAUUUAUGGUAUCUGUUUGUAGAUGGAAUGCAUGUUGCGAAUGAGCAUGUAAACUUAAAGCAGAUGCAUUAAAUUUCAAGAAUUAUUUUUAAACUUUUGUAUAAAUAAGCUGCAUAUGUUAUAGACCAUAGGGACUGCUGAGAGCCAGAAGGGUGUUAUUCUUGGAUUGCUGUCCUCCAAAAGACUUUGUGAUGGAAUAUAAAUUGUCCUAUCGACCCAUACUGUACAUAUAGCAGUGCAGUAUCUCCUUUUAGAGAGGUUUUUGCAUUAUCUUUUGAUGUACAAUGCUAGGAUUUACACAUUAUACAUGAGCAGAAAAAGCAAAAAUCACAGAAAAG